GGCACUGUCAUGGCUCUUGUGAAUGUUCUGAAGAAGUUGUGGUGUUAGUUUUAUUUUCAGACGGUUGGAUGUUGAGAUGGCGGGUGUGGCGGCGAGGCUGCUGUUUUAUCCGACCCUCGCUUACAAUGUCUGUAUGGAGAAAAUAUCGCGGAGGAGGUGGUUUGACAGAAUAGAUCAGACCGUGCUUCUCGGGGCUUUGCCUUUUAAAUCGAUGACAAAAGAGCUGGUGGAGAAAGAGAACGUGAAAGGCGUCAUUACUAUGAAUGAAGACUAUGAGACUAAAUACUUUUGCAAUACUGCUCAGGAGUGGAAGUCUGUGGGAGUGGAGCAGCUGUGUCUGAGUACAGUGGACUUCACUGGAGUUCCCAGCCUGGAAAACCUCCAUAAAGGAGUUGACUUUGCCCUGAAGCACAAGGAGCAGGGAGACAGUGUGUACGUUCACUGCAAGGCUGGCCGAUCACGCAGUGCCACGUUAGUAGCUGCAUAUCUAAUAAGGCUGCACUGCUGGAGUCCGGAGCAGGCAUGCAGUUUCAUGGCGUCUGUCCGUCCUCACAUCCUCGUUCGACAGGGACAGCUGGAGGUGCUGCGCCAGUACCAUGAGCAAGUCUGUACUGCGAAACCUGCGUGACACUGGACUGAUCCUCCAUCAGAGAGCAAAAACAAAGGAGAAAUGCAAGCCAUUGCACUGAACAUAGGAUGCAGGGUAACUGCGGCCAGGCAGGUCAGUCUGCAAAUGGUUUAAAUGACCAUUACUCAGUGAUUUGCAGUCAUUGGUAUCUGUAUCUUCAUAUCCCACAGUGUAUCCCUGGUGUUUCUAAUACUUUUUAUUUUUUUUAUAUAUAUAUUAUAUAUAUAUAUAUAUAUAUAUAUAUAUAUAUAUAUAUAUAUAUAUAUAUAUAUAUAUAUAUAUAUAUAUAUGAGCACAGUGAUUCUGUGCAUAUUUAAGGGUGAAGGUGGGGGUACAUUCGGUUCAAUGGCAGCUUCUUAACAUGAAAUCUCAUUGGCAGAGUUCUCAGGCAAGUCAUUCUCUUUUGCUUUGUGCUGAUUAUUCUUCAUACAUAACUAUACUGGUAAUUAAUACUCGACAGACAAGUUUUUGACAGCAAGGAGAGGCGCAACCAGUAGGAAUUUGCCAGACCGGGCGUAACCAAUAGGAAGUUAAAAUAAAUAAGCCUGCAGGUGCGAACGCAAAAAUACAUAAUACACUGGAUAUAUGUAAUGAAUGUUUAUUUUGUCAUUUUUAUUGGUGUAUUUAUCAAUUCUGUACUGAGAGAGUUCUGUAGACUUGCUUUAAGUGUUUCUUACAUUAUUGUGCUGGACAAGGCAUCUCUGUCUAAGCCAAGCAAGUAUGGCAAAAAUGUAUCCAAUUGUUCUCAAGGUGGGUCUGUGCAGGAUUGUAAUUGAACACAUCUAGCAUCUUCCCCGCUGCGUGGAGAAAAUGGGUUUGGUUUUCAUGCCGAUGGCAACUUCUGUUGUACAGCCUAAGCCUCAGGCAUGUGCACCCUAUUCUGUACCAUGUCUUGUUAUUACAGCAUGUGAAUACACAUCAGGAGUGGUCUGGCUAUUAAAUGAACUUUUUAAAAUCUUUAAUGUCAGUAGAUAAAGUCCUAAUUAUUUUGUUAUAAUAUAUAUAUAUAUAUAUAAAAAAAAAAUAUUAAUUCUGUGUUUAAUCUGGGCAAAAGCACUCUUCACCCAGUCACUUGGUUUAUAGUAACUAAUCUGUCCAUGCAUUAUCACAGGUACAAUGCAAGUAACUCAUGAAUGCAUGCAGAUAUGUUUUUGUGCAGUUGUAUGCCUAGCCAGUGAGGGGGUUCUACCUGUUCUUUUCAGUUCCUCUUCUCUUUGAAACCUGAUUUUUACAUUCCUGUUGUGUCUGUCAAGGUUUGUUUAAUUUGUCAUCUCAAUCUGUUGCUUUAGUCUGUAUAACCUUUAAAUCUUCAGCUGCCGACACGUUUUAUUUGUAAUAUCUGAGUACUUGUGCUUGAGAAAGUGUCACUAUGCUGUAUGUGUGCAUGUAGACUAUGCUGUUGCCAACUGACACUCCUUUCAAUGUGAUACAGUAAAGGGUAUUGCCUUACUAAUUAGGGCUGUGCUGCUGGCUCAGUAUUUUAAGUACAACAUAAACUGAACAGCAGAGAUUCACUCUAUCUUCUGUCUCUGGCUUUGUUUAUUCUUCUAUUAAUUUUGUUGGGAAGAAUUUCCUAUUUUAAGAUGCUGACCUAGUACAUGGGAGCCUCCUGGCUGAAUCAAGCACAUCUUGUUUCUGGUAAAAGUAGUGUUUAUCUGAUAAGACUGCAAACCAGAGAGCUUUGAUCUUCAGUAAGUGUUCGUAGAUUUCCAAGCUGCAAUCUGGGAUAUUAAGCAUAUUCUUGAGCAGUGCUUUUCAUAAAAAAAAAGAAAACACAGUUUAAGUCUUGCCAAUUUGGCCACUUGAUUCUCAAGUGUCACUUUUGUGUAAUAUCCCUGCAAUUGGAGAGGCUUUAAAAUGAUUAAUGCAAUUUAACCACUUGUGUUCUAUCGCUGUUAAAAUGAAAUCAGCAGGCAACAGCAUUCGGCGAAUUGCUGCACAGAGACGUUAAACAAACAUACAGUCACUUCUUAAUGUCAGGAGAGUUCUUGUAUCCGAUGGCCACACCUGUUAACUGUACAUCUGUAGUGAUAUGAAAAUGAAGCUAUAUAAUCUCAUAUCCGACAAGUGCCUCAUAUUCUAAACAACACCUGAAAGGGAAAGUAUAAUUGUAUGCUCUCUCAAUUAUAUCACCUGCCAAAAGUCUCUUAUCCAAAACCACAACCAGCAGCACUACUUCAAACAGAAGUUUAACUGUGGCUUGAAGAUUCCGUGCCACUGUUCUCCUCAUCAGAACACUCUGUAAUACAGUCUUUACGCUCUGAAAUAGAAAGUUAAAAUGCCACUAAAGUUAUGUUUCGAUCUACUUGGAUCUCUCGCCUGCCAUCUUCCAAAAUAAUCUAAUCCAAGCUGAGAUUUAAUUUAAACGGCUCUAAAAAUAAAAUUGGAUCUCUUCCCACAUAAACUAUCUGCAUGUUUUAAUCUUGAUCUGAUCUGACAAUCCUAAAAAGGUCCUUCCCUCUUCCUGUCAAUUUGUGAUCUAGACGGAAUAAAAUAGGAUCCUAGGGCAAAGGGGAAACUAACCAGUGGCGAUGUAGGGAUAGUUAACUAGUCUGCCUUGAGCCUGAACUGGAAUUAUCUACACUAGCCCCUUAACUGAAAGCUGCUAAUUUCUACAAAUUUCAGAACUGCCAUUUGUACUAUUUUAUAAGGAAUAACUGACUUUACUUCUGUAUGCAUUUUAAUUACAAUUUUCUUGUUUGUAUUCUGUAAAUUGAACAUUGUAACUCAAUGUGAUGCUGUUACUGACACCUCUGGCAUCUUAGGAUAACUUGGUUAAUGAUCUAUUCCUUCUGGAUCCUUUUUCUAAAACUAAGAUCUGUAUACCCAUGUUGUAUUGUUCAUAAAUAAAAUGUAUAUAGAUUGAUGGAUAUAUAGAUAUAGUUAUAGUUACUGACUCAUUUUAUGUAUAUGUACACUUUAAGUGCUUUGUGAUGGUGGUCCACUGUGAAAGGUGCUAUAAAAUAAAAAUUGAUUGAUUGAUACACACUACUAAUAAUUAUGAGUCACCGACUUAAUAUUUAUUUUAGUUACGGAAACUCCUCUAGCAAAAUGUACCAGUUGCUUUCCCUUUCACUUACGAUGGCUGACUGUGUGGGUUUGGCUAAAUUCCAACGCACCCUAAACAAAACAUUGUCCACUUCCAGCUCAAUGCCUUAAGAUGCUAAAGGAACUGAGCAGCUGUUCAAACAUUUUCUUCUUCAAAUACAUUUGAGAGAUACUCAAUUAGCAAGAGGAAACUGACCAUUUGGAUGACCAGAUGCAACCUGUCUAAAUUGUAAACAUGUUUGGUGCACCUCACUGCAAAAAUCAUAAAGUUAGCAUUAUUUUUAUUUGUGGGACACAUGUGUACCUUGAAGGGUUAAGACAUAAAAACAACAUUUCUCGUGAUGUUGUGAACUACACAAAAACAAACAACAAAUAGUAUGUCAUAUUGAGAGAAACAAACUAGGGAUAUAUACUUAAGCAUUGGAAGCAAAAUGACUUCCUAGGACACACAUGAAGGUAACUAAUUCUAGUAUGUCACACAUACACAUGCCAUGAUAAAAAAAAAAAAAAGCCAUCUUCGUCCAUUUAAAUAUGCCCAUUUUAUAUCACUUGAUAAAAUAUUUCUCAGAAUUGAGAGACAAUGACUGUACCUAUUCCUAAGUUAACACAUUACAUGAUACAUGUUCUUUCAAGGCCUACAGCUUGAUGUAGGGGAGUGGGACAAAUAAAAUAGAAACACCUUUAACAUACAACAUGCCCUCUAAAACAUCUAGACAAGCAUUUCGAUGUGAUGUCAAAGCCUUUCCCUCUUCUAUUACCCAUAAAGACUUUGCCAAAGAACUCAAAAUGCUUCUCUAAAUAUGCAGCAGAAACACCUGUGGAAAUGACUGUCCCUCACCUUACUAUUUCAUUAUCCCACACCCAUGUGUGUUUUGUAAUUCAUAAAAGCACCAUCUCCUUGUUGCAAAUCAGUUUCAGUAGGUUGGGCAAAACGGUAGAUCUUAGAAGGUGCUUGGUUGGCUGGAGCAUGUGUCUCCAAAACUGCAUAAAUUACUCACACCAGGAACAGCCUCAAAUGAGGCUAAUGCAAGGGGACAUUCUGGAUUCUAGAGUUCCCUGUAGAUGUCAAUCCCUCUCAGUUGAAAACAAUCAUGCCAUUCGUCCAUUAACUAUUCAACACUGCAUGCGGCCCUGUUGUGGCCAGAAACUCUGACUGUGUUAUGCCAGGCAUUUUUUUUUUUGUUGUCCUGCUCCAGUAUAUUAACUAUAAUUUCAAUGCCUGGCUUCUGAGGCUGUAGUGGAUAUUGAGUCGCUUCACAGAAACCAUUAAAAGAAUAAAGAGAACUGAAAA
Messenger RNA from Polyodon spathula (Mississippi paddlefish), 4967 nucleotides. RefSeq names its product phosphatidylglycerophosphatase and protein-tyrosine phosphatase 1-like. Gene Ontology annotation, biological process: protein dephosphorylation. NCBI's taxonomy places the organism in Eukaryota, Metazoa, Chordata, Actinopteri, Acipenseriformes, Polyodontidae. The transcript has 4 exons. Gene Ontology annotation, molecular function: phosphatidylglycerophosphatase activity; phosphatidylinositol-4,5-bisphosphate 5-phosphatase activity; protein tyrosine/serine/threonine phosphatase activity. The coding region runs from base 77 to 628 and encodes 183 amino acids. The record is from RefSeq and is a predicted model, not a curated record.